AUGAAUAAACGGAAAAGAGGAAGGACAACUUUUAGUUGUGAUCAAUGCUAUACGAAGAAAAUCAAAUGUGAUCGAGAAUCUCCAUGUUCAAAUUGUGAAAGAAAAGGAAUCGAGUGUAGUUAUAACAAAUCCAAUAAAGAGUCAGCUUCUUUUGGGCUGACUUCGCCAGAAUAUGAUAAAAGUACAGAGACACCCAAAAGACUAUCUACCAUUUUGAUAAAGACAAGCCCUGAACUCUCGCAACCUCAUAAGACAAGCCCGAGAUUCUUUGGCUUGGUUCCUGAUUGUGAAAUUGGUCUUAACCCAAUUGAUAGUCAGUUUGACAAAAUUAACUUCAAUUACGGCUUUAGACAAGGGGAAAUGGGACCCUUGAUAAUAUCUCAUAGACAAUUUCCAUAUUUGCAACUAUUACGGAGGGAUGUUGGAGCACGUUUGGUAAUGAAUCAUUUUAUCAGUGUCUACAAGAAGAUCUCAAACUUUCUAGACUCGUCAGUGUCUGUAACUAGUUUAUCCCCAGAAAAGAGAAAUGAAUUAGUAGUAAAAGCAAAAAUCAUUUAUGGAGAAGGUUAUAUUCCAGGAUGGGAUGAAAAUAUAUAUUCUGUGAAUCAAUUAAAAACUAUAAUUAAUCAUCAUGCCUUGAUCAAAUCAAUAUCUUUUGCAGCUUGUACUAAUACGUUCGAUACAAUGGAUUCUUAUUUUGAUCUAAUUGGCCCACCUUGGGUAAAUGAAAAACUCUUAGAUAUCUUCUUUGACAAAAUAUAUCCAUUCAUGCCUGUGAUUGAUGAAAACGAUUUCAGAAAUGAUCUUCAACGAAUUAUCCCAGUCAAUGAAUCUUCGGGAACUUAUUUACACCCUGCACCUAAGAUAGAAAAUUCAUACGACUUGGCCAUUUUGGUGAUCCAUUUAGUUGCUAUACGCCUCGCAUAUGUUUCUUUGUUUAAUUUCACAGGGCCAAGUUCUUCUGAACUAAUAAACUACCCGAUAUCUUUGGAUGCUAUAAAAAUUGCUGAAGUUAUAAUGAAAGAGUUUGAUCUAAGCAAGCGGCAACCGCUAAUCGCUUUACAGGCGGGUUUGCUCUUGCGAUUAUACUCAAUGUAUUCAAGAGAGAAUUUUUUAUCUGGCGGUGAAAUUCAGAUUUCAAUGGGGUCAAUCAUCCAAUUAGCAUAUGCCCUCGGUUUGAAUAGAGAUCCCGGUUGUCUUGGAAUUGGUUCAGCAAGGCAUCAAAAUUUGAGGAAAAAGAUUUGGCAUUUGCUUGUGGGGACAGAUAUACUUAAUUCAAUUUUAUUUGGAACUACUUUAUCUACUAAUUCAAAUACUUUUGAUGUAGGUUUGCCUCAAUUUUCCGAAUUGGAACCGAACAUAAAGAAUAUGGAAAUGGAACGGACGAUUAUUCAUUCUUUCCAUCGGUUUCAAGAAUUGCUUACUAUAUGUGGUAAACUUGCGGAUCUUCAUUUGAUAGUUGAUGGAACUGUUGAUGUUGAGUUGGUCACUAGCCUAAUCUCUCGAUUGGAAGUGGAAACGGCAUUGAAAUUGAAAACUAUUGAUUCCUAUUUGACAAACCCUUUUUUCGUAAAUUUUCAUAACAAUCCUGAGACAAUUAAACAAUUUGACGGCCACUCACCAAACGAUAUAAUGAAUAUACUACAUGAAAGCAAUUCCAUACUUGGCAAAUUCUUAUUCCAUAAAGUCAAAAUCUUGAAUAAACUGUCUAAUGUAUAUUUAUAUGCAUUCCGUAUUUCGAAAGUGCAUUCCAAUAUUUUAAAAUUGUAUGAUAAUAAUGAGAAAUUGUUCUCAGGCAAUCUGCCCGAAACUAGAAAAGAUGCAAUCAUUGAGAUUCCGUUAACUACGCUUAGAGAGAUCACUUCCUUGUUGCACGGUAAUAUGACCAAGGAAGAUAUUGAGUCGAAUGAUAUAUGGACAGGUUCAGACGAAGAACUAAUUGAAGAAAUGCAGAUUGAUAAUCUAUGGUUCCAAAUAAAGAAGAUAUCAACUGAGGGAAUGGCAUCUAGUACAUGGAUUGAAAAAGCUAGAAAAUUCAAUAAUGCAGAUAUCAAUUUUACAUUUGAUUUUGAUUUAUUUGAUUCUGUAGAAAAUUUUCAGGAGGUAGUGCCAUAA
Messenger RNA from Hemisphaericaspora subhashii, 2115 nucleotides. RefSeq lists its product as uncharacterized. Gene Ontology annotation, molecular function: RNA polymerase II cis-regulatory region sequence-specific DNA binding; zinc ion binding; DNA-binding transcription activator activity, RNA polymerase II-specific. The record is from RefSeq and is a predicted model, not a curated record. NCBI's taxonomy places the organism in Eukaryota, Fungi, Ascomycota, Pichiomycetes, Serinales, Debaryomycetaceae. The transcript has 2 exons. Gene Ontology annotation, biological process: DNA-templated transcription; regulation of transcription by RNA polymerase II. Gene Ontology annotation, cellular component: nucleus. Bases 1 to 2115 code for a protein of 704 amino acids.